GGCGUCUCCCCGUUGGGAGGGAGGGGGGAGGGAAUUGGACUUGCUUCGUCUCCUCCACCUUCUCCCCUCCGUCGUCGUCUCCUCCAAUGCUGAGACUCUGGCGCGUUGCGUUGGGGGAUUGACUUCGCCGUAGCACAAUCCAAUCGGCAUCAGCUUCCCCACCGCCCCAUGCCUCAGCGCGGCCGGCGGCGAUGGGCGACGUCCCCGUUCCAGCCCAAUCCCCAGCUCCCUUCCUCCUCCCCGACAGCGACAUGACCUCGCGCCGCCGCCGCGAGCCCUCCGAGCCCCGCAGCGACAGCGACUGGGACGCUGGAUCCAGCCGCGAGGGGUCCCCGGACUUCCUCCGCCGCGCGCCCGCUGCGCAGAUCUCGCGCGCCUCCACCUCCUCCUCGUCGUCCUCCUGGCUCCGCGAGAUCGAGCGCGACCGGGUGCGCCUCGUCAGGGAGUGGGUCCACAUGGCCGCCCGCGACCGCGACGACGACACGGGGCCCCCGCCGUCCCCCGUCCCUGACCACGCGCGCAGGGACGCCCCCCGGAUCCGUGGCCGCCAGGCGCGCCUCGAGCUCGUCAUGCGCAUGGCUGCCGACCGCCAGGCCGAGCUCCACCGCCUCUCCCAGCACCGCGCCGUCUCCGACUUCCCGCACCGCAACCGAAUCCACGCACUGCUCCGGGGCCGGUUUCUGCGCAACGGCGGUCUGCCAGAGGAGAGGAGGCCCCCAUCCGUGGCCGCAAGGGAGCUUGGCCAGCUGCGGCAGCGGCAUCCUGUCUCCGGGUUGAGAGAAGAGUUCCGCUUCAGAUUGGAGAAUCUUGUCCGUGGUCAAGCAGUUAGCCAAGCAGAUGCUUCUUCAACUCAUGAUGUUGAACUAUCUACAAAUGAUCAUUCUGAAUCAAGACCUCCUUCUGAAACUACUCAGGAGAGACAUGAACAAACAAGUGAGAAUAUCAGUCUUCAGCAAAUUGAAGGUACAGCAACAACAUCAGGAUUUGAAAGCGGCAGCCCUAGCGUUGCUGAAGUCUUCUGUGGAUCUCAUAGUCAAGUAGAAAGUCAGGAAGAUUUGGAACAGGAGAGAAGAGAUUGGCAACGAUUUUCCCAUGCUGUGAUUGGAGAGGAAUCUGAAAGAAGUUGGCGUGAGAAUGCAGACAUCUCAUCCCGUGAGGGGACAGCAGUUGAGGAUGAUCACGACGAUCGUCUUCCAGUAGCAAAUGAAGAGUCAACCAGUGUUGAUCGUCUUCCUGAAGCACACGAAGAGUCAAUCAGUGAUGAUAGUCUUCCUGAAGCGCAUGAAGAGCAGCAUGAUAGUGAUCAUCUUCCCGAAGUGCUUGAAGAAUUGCAUGAUAAUAAUCACCUUCAGGAAUCACAUGGGGAGUGGAGCAGAGAUGAUCACCCUAUAGAAGUAUAUGAUGAGUGGCAGAGUGAUGAUCAUCUCCCAGAAGUCAAUGAAGAGUGGCAAGAUGAUGAUGAGUCUAAUGAUACCGCCGACAAUUGGCAUGAUAAUACUUCUGACCAACCAAUUGACCAUGGUGCUGCUCUUAUUAGAAGAGGUAACACAUUCAUCCCUGGGGAUGACGAGAAUGUGUAUAGCACAGAAUUGAGGGAACUUCUAAGCAGAAGGAGUGUUUCUAAUCUUCUUCAUAGUGCUUUUCGUGAGAACUUAGACCGGCUUAUCCGGUCAUAUGUUGAACGGCAAGGUCGUGGUCCUCUCCCUUGGGAUCUGGAAGGAAGUCAAGGAACAACUCCUGCCCCUAACUCACCAGAUCAAAAUCAGGAGCAUCAAAGAGAUGAUGAUGACCAGGAACUGCAGCACCCUGUUGACAGGCCUCCUUUAGUGAUACCACCUCCACCUAUGCCUCCUCGUCAGCCACUUUGGCAUUCAGAGUUGCAUCGUAAUAAUUGGAUCAGGCAAAACAUUCAUCGUUCUUCUUCUGACAUUGAAUGGGAGGCCAUCAAUGAUUUAAGGGCUGAUAUGGCUAGACUUCAGCAAGGCAUGAGCCAUAUGCAAAGGAUGUUGGAAGCUUGCAUGGAUAUGCAGCUAGAGUUACAGCGUUCUGUAAGGCAAGAAGUUUCAGCGGCCUUGAAUCGUUUCAUUGGGGAGCAAGGUGAGAGUAAAGAAAUAAUUGACGAUGGUUCGAAAUGGAUAAAUGUGAGAAAAGGGACCUGCUGUAUAUGCUGUGAGACUCCAAUUGACUCCCUUCUGUACAGAUGCGGACACAUGUGCACAUGCUCAAAAUGCGCGAACGAAUUGGUUCGGGGCGGAGGGAAAUGCCCACUGUGCCGUGCGCCCAUAAUCGAGGUGAUCCGAGCAUACUUCAUCAUAAGAGAGCGGCGGUAUGGGGGGAGUAGCGAAGAGAAGUUUCGCCGCUCGCCAGUGAGUGGGCAAUCCUUCACCACCAUGGCGGCUCCGGCGGCCAGCACCUCCGUGUCCGAAUCCGACGACUCCGACUCCGACUCCUCCCAGUGCAGCGAGGCAAGCACAUGGGAUUCUCAAGUGUUACAAAGGCACGCUGAAUGUCUGGAGCUGGAGGAGUUGGCAGCAAUCUCAGUCAAUCCUGCUCUGCUUCGAACUCUCAAUCAUUUGCUUCUUGAGGUGUAUGCCAUUCUGCGUCCGAAGCCACUUGACUAUGGCCAGCGCAACACCUUGAUUGAUGCCUUCAGGAAGAUUACGAAACGAAUAUUUGAUAGCAACGAUGGGUUUCCAGUUGUGGAACCAUUUGGAUCAUUCACGAUGGAUUUAUUUACUCCUCGUAGUGACCUGGACCUCUCUGUCAAUUUCAGUGCUAAUACUGAUGAUCGAUAUACUCGCAAGCAAAAGAUUUCUGUAAUCAGGAAAUUUUCCAAAGUUCUAUAUUCUCAUCAGAGGAAUGGAAUUUUCUGUGGGGUUCUACCUGUUGUAAGUGCUAGGGUGCCUAUUCUGAAGGUUAUUGAUUGUGGCACAGGGAUUGAAUGUGACAUUUCAGUUGAAAAUAAAGAUGGCAUGACAAGGUCAAUGAUCUUUAAAUUUGUUUCCUUGCUUGACGAAAGGUUUCAGAUACUAAGUUACUUGGUUAAAUUCUGGGCUAAAGUACAUGAUCUGAAUAGCCCAAGAGCACUAACAAUGAGCUCCAUGUCAAUCAUUUCAUUAGUUGCUUUCCAUUUGCAGACCCGAUGUCCUCCAAUAUUGCCUGCGUUCUCUGCCUUGUUAAAAGAUGGUUUAGAUUGUGCAAGCGUUGAGAGGAACAUUGUACUGUUUAAGGAGUUUGGGAGCAGAAAUACAGAAUCUGUGGCUGAACUGUUUGUGUCACUGAUUAGUAAACUGUUAUCAGCAGAGAGUUUAUGGGAGCAUGGGUUGUGUGCUAGCAAUUUUGAAGCGUCAUGGAUCUCCAAGACAUGGAAGAAGGGAGUUGGCAAUUUAAGUGUUGAAGAUUUCUUGGACCGGUCGCAAAAUUUCGCAAGGUCGGUGGGGAAGGUGCAGAUGCAGAAGAUCUGCAAAUGCCUUAGACAAUGUGCUUUGAAUUUGUUGGAUUUCAUGAGGGGGAAAGUGAACACACAGAAGCUGAAGACCCUUUUGUUUGGGCGCCUUAGCCCAGAUGAGUUGGUCAGCAAACCUCGUUUGAAGCAUGGCAAGAGAAAAAAGAAGCGUGAACUUUUCCCGCAGGGUGGAUAUGCAUUCCAAAAGAGAGCAAAACAUGGUGGUGAUGCUGCAACCAGUAGUGACUUGUUACCCGCUCCUGCGUCUGACAAGGUCUUUCCUCCUGCCCGACAUGAUCGAAGCCCCAUCCAGCAGUCUAGCAUUCAUCAUUUUGUGCCCGUUAUUCCAUGGCCUCGUAUCAUACCUUCUGGUUUUGGCUACGGGUCAUCGCUUGAGUUUCCAUCCAUAGCUAGUCCUCACCCUGGCAAAGGAAUACUUGGCAGGCCGCCAAGUAACCCCGGCAAGGGGAUACUGGGCAGGCCGCCAAGUGAUGUAGUUCCCUUGAAACCAAUGGAGCUCAACUAGUUCAGGGACAGCAAGGUCCACAUGUCCCGACGCCAUGCCGGCAUACAUUUCAGCAGUCAUGUCGCAGAGCUUAUGAGGAGCCGGUGAUGACAGCUGCAAGUAGAGCUUGGGUUGUGUUGCUUUAGAUUAGAUUAGUGUGCUAGUUAAAUGUCUGAGAUGCAAAAGCUCAGGAUGUGCUGUAGCAGCUAAUAUGUUCCUCUGUCAACAGAGCCUUACUGGCUCAUUUUUAAUUACUCUGGUCUCACGUGCCAGAGACACAGGUAAUUGACCCUGGCAUGGUACUCGAUCGAUGAGCUUCAACGUGGUGUUUAGCUUGUUGUUA
Setaria italica (foxtail millet) is the source of this 4293-nucleotide messenger RNA. RefSeq lists its product as uncharacterized. The record is from RefSeq and is a predicted model, not a curated record. The transcript is spliced from 17 exons. Bases 192 to 3971 code for a protein of 1259 amino acids. Lineage: Eukaryota; Viridiplantae; Streptophyta; Magnoliopsida; Poales; Poaceae.